CAAGUCUGGAACGGUUUCCCCAGUCUUUCAAUAAAAGCACCCAGGGAUUGAUUGAUUCCUCAGGUAUUGCCUUUACUCUGGGGCCAAUAUCGAGCAGACGCUUCCAAGCGGACUGCAAGUCCUGCUUUUCACCAUACAUUGCGUACGAAGCUUGGACAUUGCAUGAAAUCCUCAACAAAAUGGCAAUUCAUCUAUGCCUGGCCUUUGAAUGCCGUUGUCAGGUCAAGAACGCAGUCUGUUUAUGAUGCCACAAUGGAAAAACGCUACUACGUCUCAUGGCAACCGUCUUUCACGUGGAAUGUAAGUGCUUGUUGCUAAUCACAAUCAACAUUCCUGCGCCUGCAAAACACGGACAGCGUAAUGUCCCUAGUUAUCAUGACCUCUUCAACGGGUACUUCUGUUGGCAACCCAAGCCUAACGCGUCAAAAUUGGCCGCAUGUCUUCAAUCAGCACCAUGUUUUUGUCCUCAGACCCUGCUAUACCUCAAUCAGCGUCGAACCAUUCGCCUUAUCAAGACCGAACCGAAGACGACAGCGAAGUGGAGGAGGCGCGUAACCCAGGAUUUGACCAUCUUCCACCCUACUCACGCGAAACUGCGAUGCCGUCACACUGGCUGGAAGAACAUCCUCCAUCCCAGACUAAUGAAGCACCACACCAAUACCGGGACAAUAGCCAACUGCCUUUGACCCGCAGGCUGUCGGAUGCUCAAUAUGGUGUACAAACAUCCCUGCAUAGUCGAUGGGCGGAAGAACAAGAUAUGUCCUCACAAACGGCUUGGGAAAGUCAACCAAUUUCAAGAUCGCCCUCCGAUUACAGCCCGGCAUCGGUUGGUUACAGACCAACAAUGCCACACCAUCCCCCAUCCAAUUUGGAAUAUAGGAUAACGUCACCGAUAUACUGUCCUCCAGAUAUGCCUACUCGCUCAUCGAGCUCGCACUUUAACGGAGCAAUGAGUCGGCGUGAGCCAUCAUCAUAUCAUCCCUCUUUGUCAGCAUUGCUCAAGGAAUUGAAGCCGGUCUACCCAGUUGAAUUUCCAGUGUCUUCACAUCCUUCAGACGUGCUCGAUCCAUCGUCUGCGUAUCGCACGUCCAGCCAAUACCACAUCAACAGCCGACCAUCUGAGCGGAUGGAACCCUAUCAGACCCUCACUUAUGAUCACGCAGGCUCUGGUGGAAUCGGCUCAUAUCAAAGAACGUACGACAAUCUAAGGGCCUCGGACAGUCGCCUGCCCGUGAGCCCUAUCUCUGACCUUGGUUUGCAGCAAACAUCGUCUGACCUAUACGGCGCCGAAUAUAGUCGUCACGAACCCCAAGCAGAAGCAGGCCGACAUACAAGACCUUCUGAUCUCGAUUCGCUAUUUGACGGCUCGAGUGGAGUUGAGGAUGAGAUAAAGAUUUCAGAACAACCAACAGCGAGUACAGACGAUCCAAUGCCCUCCCAGAAGAGUUUAUCUGCAUCGGGCCUCUCGAGAAACUUUGACCCUCAGGAGUCAAAACCCUCCUUAGAGAACCAAGACGGUGCUGGCGUUGGACUUCAUUGUCAGCAAAGGGAAGACUUGAAUCUGAUACCAGGACUCUCUGGAAAUGCUGUUGAAGACGAUGUUCCCUGUUCAGUGAUCUCACAUCGACUUGGUAACGAUACUCACACAGACUCUGGCCCGUUGCAAAACGCUGCAGACAGGUUGAAAAACAUGUUGGCUGCAAAUGGUAUAAAGCGUGAAUUUGUGCCCGAAAAGCUCGCAAAAGUCCUAGAGUCUCCCACAGCGGAGCAUCUCGCGAAAGGGACACAACUAGGCGGUCAUCAAGGGUCAGUGGAAACGGUCAAGCAUAGCAUAACUGAAAAAUGCUCAUGCCGUGAGGCAGGACAGAACUGUCGGUGCGCUCAGUCAACGUGUACAUGUCUAGGCUGUGAUUGCACUGACAAGCCCGACAAUAGCGCUUGUUGCACCAAUCAACGCACCGUGCUUCCUACAAAAUUCGAACCGCGAAACAUUGAUUGUUCCACCUCAAGAGAUUAUAUAUCCACUAAUGACAGUCAAUUGAACGGUGACUUACAUCAGGAGUUGAUGGGUAGUACUGCCGCUCAACCAGGUCAGUCACGGGGCGGCAUAAACACGACUUCAGGUAAUCAAAACAGCUGCCUGACCCCAAGUCGUCCUGAUACGCCACGUCCGCUUCCAGAUCAAAGUAUAUGGAGAUAUGGGACCGAGCUCAUGACUGAUCAUGUUCGGCAGAGCGUGGAACCCGAGAUCCCCGUAACCAACUGGAUACGAGAAUCAACUCCAGCUUAUGAGGACAGGUCCAAUACUCCCUCUCCCUGCUCGCGUAGCGACAGGGAUGUUGAGAUGCAAAAUGCACCAGGUUACCAAAUUCCUAGUCCUCCCCCGGAGGCCACAUCUUCUCCUCUCAAGUCACAUGAGCCAACUAUCAUACGACCUGAGUCGCCUAAGAAACUUGCCGCUCCUCCUGUACCUGAUGAUAUACCAACCUUGAAGCAACCAAAGCGUGGCGAGAGGCGAAAGUCUGGGAUUCAAGGCGGAAAGGUUGAGAAAAGGUCCGUCACGGGCUCAAAGGCGAAGGGAGUUCCGAAAAGCAGGAAUCUGACUUGCAAACCUACUACUUCGAUGGGGAAAUUGAUCGAACAGGCCAAGAAGGCUUCUUCGGCCAACGAUCAACAAGAAGCUCUGAAACCAAAGUCGGUUGGAAAUGUAGCCGCGGCCGUGCAAAAGAUUGAACAAGAACUCCAGAAACAAAAGGACGGCAAUCCAGUGAGACGAAGCCAGCGGGCAAACAAAGGGGUUAGACCUUUGCCGUAGCUGCUGCCCCAAGGAUUUGAGUGAGAGAUAGACUUG
Exophiala oligosperma is the source of this 2851-nucleotide messenger RNA. RefSeq lists its product as uncharacterized. Bases 437 to 2815 code for a protein of 792 amino acids. NCBI's taxonomy places the organism in Eukaryota, Fungi, Ascomycota, Eurotiomycetes, Chaetothyriales, Herpotrichiellaceae. The record is from RefSeq and is a predicted model, not a curated record. The transcript has a single exon.